This is a messenger RNA of Phaeodactylum tricornutum CCAP 1055/1, 1143 nucleotides long. RefSeq lists its product with no specific name. The transcript has a single exon. NCBI's taxonomy places the organism in Eukaryota, Bacillariophyta, Bacillariophyceae, Surirellales, Neidiaceae. The coding region runs from base 1 to 1143 and encodes 380 amino acids. The record is from RefSeq and is a predicted model, not a curated record.
AUGGACUUGUCAUCCCUCCUUCCAUCUACUAUCACGUCUCAGAAUUCGUCAUUUUCAAUCAUCCAACCAACACUAAGGGGAACUGGAGACACUAGUGUCGAGGAUGAUGAUCCCGCAGAGACGCUCAUGCAACGCGGCGCUGUUCUUCGUCGCUUGAGACAGCUUGAUCUUGAAGACGAAGCCGCGCGUGCUUUCGAAGAGACCGCGACGGCCGAAAUCGACAAUCUAACAAACACUGUGGAUAUGGGCUGCACAAAACUAAAUGACGGUAGUAUCCUGUUUUCCUACGAAUCUUUUCUAAGUGCACAGAAGUUUUACGAUGAUCUCAAGCAUAUAAAUUAUCGGUUUCUUGACUACGGAACAUGGGCUGAGCAUACUGGUAGCGGCCGUUUGAUUAUUGAGCAAGACAAACAUUUGGGAAAAGGAGGCCUAUGCUGGGAUGCAGCUUUUAUACUGGGCGAGUACUUGAUUCACAAGCGUGCACGUUGGCAAAUUACACGUGAAGCGAUCUCUGGUAAGGCCACUAGAGUUUUGGAACUUGGCUCUGGAACCGGUCUGGCUGGCAUAAUGGUUGCCAAGGUCGUGAGAGGCGUACAAUUGGAUCUGACUGAUCUUCCCAGUCUAAUGCCCUUACUCCGCCGAAAUGUAGCUAGGAAUUUCGAAUCUUCUCGAAUUGUUACGGGCGAUGCCAACUCUGUGGAUGACUCACCAGCGCUACCACAAAAUAGGGCUGCUCUUGGAAAAGUGGCGACAUACGUCUUGGAUUGGGGACAAAAGGAUUUCUCAUUUUCUGCCUUUGAUGUCAUUAUUGGUGCCGAUGUUGUGGCUUCAUUGUACGAUCCCAUUGCUUUGGUCAAGACGAUACAUACAUUGUCGAAUGAAAAGACGGCUGUCUACAUAAGUUUCAAAGAACGAUUGAGUACAAUUCACAGACAAUUUGAGGAAGCGAUGCAGACUUCGUUUGCCACCGUUCACUUUGAAACGCCCACUUGUAGUCGCAACCGCAACCCAAACGUUCGCAUACUUAUUGCCCGGCACAAAUAUCCUGCCGAUCGUCUGAAACUUCGCACAACUGAUGAUUGUGUUGAUCCAUGCAUACACCAACCAGAGAAGUGCUCAAGAGAUACAACGAAGUAUCAGUGA